Molecule: messenger RNA, 290 nt
Organism: Musca vetustissima
Lineage: Eukaryota; Metazoa; Arthropoda; Insecta; Diptera; Muscidae
Product: matrix metalloproteinase-2-like
Exons: 2
Biological process (GO): collagen catabolic process; extracellular matrix organization
Molecular function (GO): metalloendopeptidase activity
Source: RefSeq, a predicted model, not a curated record
UACAACUACUUAAUGGAGUUUGAUUAUCUACCAAAGUCAGACUUCGAAACGGGAGCUUUAAGGACUGAAGAACAAUUUAAGGAUGCAAUCAAACAUUUACAGCGUUUUGGCAACAUACCAGUUACCGGCGAACUCGAUAGCGAAACCAGAAAGCUUAUCAAACGACCACGUUGUGGUGUCGGCGAUAGCAAACAGACAUUAGCAUUUUCACCGGAUAACUUACAUCAUGGACGCAUGAAGCGUUAUGUGCUGCAGGGUCCCAAAUGGGAUAAAACUGAUUUAACAUGGAG